CGAAAACAGAGCAAUUUUUCAAUGGAGCAAAACCCUAAAACCCAGAAGAGGUCAUGGCGAUACACAUGGCAAGCUCAAUCUCAUUCUCCGAAUCUUCGUCUCUUUCUUUUCGAUUCCACAACAAACCCUAAGACCCAUUGCAAAAGCCUCAAUGUUUCAACCAUCCUCGAAAAAUCUCAACUUCUCGUCACAUGGACCAAUGACGACGAAGACGAAGCCACAAGCAAAGAAGAGAUUGUUUCUCUUCGUGUUCCUAUCCCUAGAGUUUUGCUCGAUGCUGAAUCCCCUGUAAAUUUCAAAGCUUUAGACGAUCACAUCGAGGUUAGACUUGUUCUGUUACUCCCCAUUGAUCAUCCUUUAGUCUCAGACUUGAAUUUGGGGAUCGAUUCUAGAGAAAAGUCGGAGCCUUUAGUGAUGGGUUAUGAUCUCAAGACUCUAUCUUUAAUGGGAGGAGUUCAUAUUUACUGUAGAAACUGCUCAAAUAGGUUGACAAAGAAGGAACUUUUCGAUUUCUCAGAAAUGCCGUCUAUUAAUUGGCGUGAAUCUGCUGAUAACUGGUUUGGUACUUGUUGUUGUUCGUUUGGUGGGAUUAGUGAGAAGAUGGUAGUUAAGUACACUAAUUCGUAUACUUGCUCUAGUGGGUUGUGUUUGAUUAGUGCUACUACUGUUUUGCUUAGUAAAGAUGAUCUUGUAGAGUGUAAUUUGUCUAAUGGAAUUGAAUCGAGUUUAGCUCUGAGUUUUGAUGUUGGUGGAGGUGAACCGGGUUCUAGAAGUAGUGAAGAAAUUUCUGAUGAGAGCCAUGAGAAUGGAGGUGAGAGUGUUUGUGGUAAAGUUGAUGACUUGAUGCUGGGUUGUAAAGAUAAGGCAUCAAUGCCUGGGUGCUGUGUACAUGACUCACAUGAUUCUAACGAGAGUUUUGAGAUGGAGCAGCAGCUUACACUUGAUAAGAAGUUGCUUCUUGAUGGGUUUCUCGAGGAUGUUUUUAUGGCGAAAGCAUCGAAUGUGUCAAAGAAUGUUGACUGGAUCGAAUUCGCUUGCCCUGAGUGUUCAUCUCCUCUUGGAGCCUAUCCUUGUGGCGUUGGGAGCAACGGUGAACCCAUAGAUGGUGGAGUUAGACUCUUCAAAUGCUAUAUUUCUACAUCAUCAUCGGUGGCCGGUGAAUCCUCUGAUGUUUUCAGGAAAUACACAUUGGAAAGAAUGUUUACCAAUCAGCUAGUGGAAUGCGCCAAAGAAGAGUUGUCAUUUCAUGUUUUGGUCAAAGAUCUGACAACUAAAUCGCCUCUGUUCAACAUCGUUAUUCUGAACCCAAACUCUUGGUCCUCGACUGGUCUUUGCUCUAACCUAGACGAACCCGUUUCUACAUUAGAGUUAAGCCCUGUUGUGAAGGUUCUGUUUUCUGAUUGCAAGAGGUCGGUAGUGAAGAAGAUUGAUGAAGAAGUCUACAUUUUGAAGGGACAAGGAGAGGAGUUGAUAGAGUUGAUAACAAAUGCGAGCAAAUGUCUUCCGUCUUCGUGUUCAUAUCUUCAAGGCUCACACGUCUCAUCGAUGCAUCUAUGAUAAUGAGAAUCUUGUUUUUCACUUUUUUUUAGAGUUUUGCUUUUGGUUUUCCUCCAACUCGAUACGGCUGCCCGGGCUACGCUUGUUUGUUUGAUACCAUAUAAACUGUGUUGUCCCGCUUAAACGAUUGUAAUCGUUCUAAUUCAAAGUUUGAUACUCUUGAGCC
Molecule: messenger RNA, 1723 nt
Organism: Camelina sativa (false flax)
Lineage: Eukaryota; Viridiplantae; Streptophyta; Magnoliopsida; Brassicales; Brassicaceae
Biological process (GO): protein autoubiquitination; protein polyubiquitination; protein monoubiquitination
Cellular component (GO): nucleus; ubiquitin ligase complex; cytosol
Molecular function (GO): ubiquitin conjugating enzyme binding; cyclin binding; ubiquitin protein ligase activity
Source: RefSeq, a predicted model, not a curated record